Messenger RNA from Astyanax mexicanus (Mexican tetra), 2802 nucleotides. RefSeq names its product alpha-N-acetylgalactosaminide alpha-2,6-sialyltransferase 1-like. Bases 21 to 1442 code for a protein of 473 amino acids. The record is from RefSeq and is a predicted model, not a curated record. Gene Ontology annotation, molecular function: sialyltransferase activity. The transcript has 10 exons. Lineage: Eukaryota; Metazoa; Chordata; Actinopteri; Characiformes; Acestrorhamphidae.
ACUCCACAGGAGCUUCAGAUAUGAAGACGAAAUGUCCUGCAGUUACUCCUUUCAGAUUCACGCUGAUCAUACUGUACAUCAUAUUUACAGCCUGGGUUUACACGCUUUACACAAGAUCCGUCAACUUCAGACAUCAUUUUCAGCGCGGUUUCUUAUACCCGAGGAUAAAAGGAUGGAAGUGGGUGGCGAUGGAUAACUUCACUAACUUUACUCAGACAUGGAGAGAAGAUAUCGACAUAAAAACCUGGGAAGAGUUCAAAAACCAUCCAACAGCUCUGAAGAAGACCACAACAGAAGACCCCAAAGAUCCAGGUCGUUCCACUGCUGGAAUCCAGAUAAAUAAAGCCCUAUUAAAUCAAACAGAACCCAAACCAUCCACCAUCCCACCAUCAGAUCAGAGAGCACUCACGGUGAUUCCCGUCAUGUUCAAGAAAAACUUUAAGAUGAUGCCUUACUGGGAAUUAAACGGUGUGUAUCUGAGAGGAGAAGAGGCAUUUCAGACGGUCUGUGCAGAAUCUUUGCGGAAAUCUAAGAAUGAAGACUUUCAGAAGGCCUUCAUUCCAAACAUUAAGAUGUAUCUGUACCAGAACCAGUUAAACCUGAGCGAGUGGAACCGAUUAUCUCACUUCAAUAAUCCUUUCGGCUUCAUGGAGUACAACUACACUGACAUUAAGAGUGCGGUGGAUCUGAUUCAGAAACCGAACAUCACUCAGCUCUUACCACUUCCUGCUAAUGAAUCCUGUAUUCGCUGUGCUGUGGUGGCUAAUGGCGGGAUCCUCAAUGGCUCCAAGAUGGGCAAGGAGAUAGACUCUCAUACGUAUGUGUUCAGGAUGAACGGUGCUGUUAUUGAAGGUCAUGAGGAAGACGUGGGGAACAGAACUUCAGUCUAUGUUCACACAUCCUUCUCCCUCAUAGCAUCACUAAUAGCAUACAGGAAGUACGGCUUCAAAAACGUCCCCAAUGAUGAGGGAAUUAAAUUUGUGAUGAUCCCUGAAGGACUGAGGGAUUUCAUAUUCCUGAAGGAUCUUCUGAACAGAAAAGCAGGUCCAGACAGAGACUUCAAGAAAAAGAAAAGGGCGUGGGCCUACUAUGGUGGUCAGUUUGAUGAGAGCAGAUUUUAUGUUCUCCAUCCAGAUUUCCUCAGAUACAUUCGCAACAGAUUCAUGACCUCUAAACAGCAGAAUGGGACAUACUGGGCCAUGUAUCGACCCACUAACGGAGCCUUCACCCUGUUCCUGGCCCUCCACGUCUGUGAUAUUGUUGAUGCAUACGGCUUUAUCACCGAGAACCAUAAGAGUUUCUCCAAUUACUACUAUGAGAAUAAAAAGACAGAAGUUGUUUUCUUCAUCAACCACGACUACAACCUGGAGAUCAAGCUGUGGAAGAAACUCCAUGAUGAUAAACUCAUCAGACUCUACCAGCGAGAGGGAGGACAGACCUGACGCUCAUCCUGAUUCAUCACUUCUUUACGUAAAGAGACACUUUUUAUAGAUUUCCUACAGAUCAAUUUACAAACUGAGCUUAGUUACUUUGAACAGGGUUCUAAACCUCCUGUCCUGUAGUUGGCAGCACUGCAGAAUUUCAAUGUUUUUAAUUGUGCAACCAACAGGAAGUGGAGUUAUGGGCAAAGUUGUACUUAUAACAUAUUGAGAAAUGAUAGAUUUACGUAUGUACUAAACGUAUGUUAAUAUUAUGCUUUCAUCAAAAGUUUGAAGGUAAACGUUGAUCAUACUUUUUUUAAUAUAGUGUAUUUAAAAAAUAGACUACUUUUAACUACACUUUUAGUUUAAUAUAAUUAUUAUAUAUAUUCUUCUAAAAUACUAAUUUCCAUAUAUACUUUUGUACAUCAUAAGCAAAGUGUGUUAAUAACAGCUGUUACAGUAGUUCACUUAAAAAGUACAAUGUAUCAUGAAACUUUUUAAAAAGUAAAUUAAAUUACUACAUUUGUAAAAUGUUUAAAAAGGUGUUACAUUAAUAUAACAGUUUAAAUGUAUUUCAAUGCUCCCAAAUUAUAUUUAGGAAAAUAUAAAUAUAAGUAAAUUAUAGGAUACAUUGUAAUUAUUAAAUAACACAUAUGAAUGUCAAAUAAAAAAAAAAUUAAGCAAAUUUGUAACACACUAAAAAUUGUAGUACAGUAUAUUCAAAUAUAUUUUUAUGCCCAACAAAGUAGUACACUAAUAGUGUGCUACUUACCAAAUAAAGGAACAAGAAGCAUAUUUGUACUUGUACUUGUGUAUAUUUGUACAUACGCACUAGUAAUUUGGGAAAAGCGUAUAUGUGUAAAGGCAGAGGCAGAGAGCUAAAACAGAACUAUAAACUAAUCGUUAUUUCCCCCCUUUACUAAACUCACUGUGUCGCUGCACUAAUAGGGAAGUUGGUCAUCUGCUUUUCAACUUUUCUUUUUUUUCAGUGAUGAACUGAAUUUUUUGUUGGCUUUUCUGUUUUUAUGCGCCAAAAAUCUGGAAAACACUUCCGAUACAUAUUUGUCAACAACAUCUAUUUUUUAUCUUUUUACAUUAGCUUUUAUUUUUACUGCUUUCUAUUAGAUCCUUCUUAUUAUAUAUUUACUAUAACUUUUUUAUUAUUACCUUAUUAUUAUCUUUUUUUUCUGUAGUUAGUUAUUUAUAUCUGUCUGGUUUUGAUUGUAUUAUUAUUCUAUCAUAAUUUUCAUUUUUGUUUUUUUGAUUAUUGUAUUUUAUUAGUGUUUAUUUUAAUUGAUUUUUUAUGUCUUGCUUUCUUGUGCUAUUUCUUACUGUCAUUCUCCCAUGGUAAAGCACUUUGAGCUGCAAUUUUAUGAAUGAA